UUUCUAAGAGAAAAGAAAAUAAUCAACCUAAUUGAGCAGGGGGACAGGCCACACAGAGUGAGAAGAGAGAUAAGAAGAAAACCCAAAAAUUUUUAAAAAGCAAAAUUUCUCUCUCAUUUUUUCCAGUACUCCAUCAUUGUCCUCAGAGCUCUUCUUCUCUUCUCUUCUAUACUCUCUCUCUCUCUCUUUAUUCAGUUCCUGCUUUGAAUAAUUUCCCUCUCUCAUGGAACUCUUGCCCUCACCCGUGACUCCACCUCCCUUCUAAAUACCAAAAACAACAAAACAAAUUCAUACCUUCCCUUCUAUAUCUCCUCCAUUUCAUGUAUGAGCUUCUCUUCCUCUAGUUCUUCACGGCAACGGCGACGGUGACUGCCAUGCGAUCCCCUCAGUCACUCCGUAACGGCGGCGCUGGCGGUGGUGGCGGUACACCAUCUCCUCACGCUCGUAUCCCUACUCCUCACCAUCACUUUCACUCCACCGUCUCUGUUCAGAAACUCAAACGCUUCAACUCACUCAUCCUCGUCUUCCGUUUAUCUACCUUCUGUUUCUCCCUCGCCUCUGCGGUUUUCAUGAUUACUAACUCUCGUGGCUCUGGAUCCGAUUCCCCUCGCUGGUACGAUUUCGACGCCUUCAGGUAUGUUUUCGCAGCGAACGCCAUAGUUGCAGUGUAUUCACUGUUCGAAAUGAUCGCUUCCGUUUGGGAAAUCUCAAGAGAAGUCACUCUAUUCCCUGAGAUUUUACAAGUUUGGUUCGAUUUCGGCCAUGACCAGGCGUUCGCGUACCUUCUUCUCUCUGCAGACUCGGCAGGGACGGCUCUGGCGAUAACUCUGAAGGGAACCGACACGUGUAAGGUAACGAGUGCCUUUUGUGUUCAAUCCACGAUCUCUAUUGCACUGGGAUUUGCCGGUUUCCUGUUUCUCGGGUUAUCCUCCUUGCUUUCGGGUUUUCGGGUCGUUUGUUUCGUAAUCAACGGCUCUCGUUUUCAUUUCUAAAACACCCUAUAGCGGCGUCAUGUCGUUUUGAUUUCGCUAAUUAUAUACCUAAUGGUCCUUUCAUCUUUUUAUUUUCUUUCUAUUUGGUCCUUAAUUUAUAUAUUCUCAAAAUUCUCGAUUAAAUCCUAAACUUUUAAACUACAAGUUUAGUACAUAGAUUUUAGAGUUUGUUGAAAAUUCACGAUAAAACUUUCAGACAUGUUUAAUAGGUUUUGAAGUUUUGAUUUGGUGUCUAUGAUUCUUGAUAUAUUUAAAUUUUUUUUAAAAUGUAUUAAUUGAGUCGAUACAAAUUUAAAUUUUGUCUAAUUAAAUCCUAAAUUUUUAAUUUUGUAUUGGGUAGAUUGUUUUUUUUUAGAAAAAAGAUGUUAAAGGAUCUAUUAGGAACAAAAUUGGAUAUUAAGGACUAUUAGAUAGAUCUAGGACACAAAUUGAAAAUUUAGGACGUAUUAGAUAUUUUUUAAAAGUUUAAUGGCUAAUUAGACAUAAACUCUAAAGUUUAGGGACUAAACUUAUAAGUUAGCCUUUGUUAUUGAUAAAACCAUAAUAAAAAAUGAUCAAAUUUUCAAAAGAUUAAGGAUCGAAUUGAAAAAAUUACAUAAAAAGAUUUUGGACCAUUUGGUAUGUUUAGCCACUGGAAUAUUUGUUCUUCACUGUUUAUUCCGCUUCGUUGGUUCUUUCUCUUUAUUUGUAGGGUGUACUAUUGUGUUGUUCUCUACGACGACGACAUGUCAACAUUUGGGUAAUUCUUUUGUGCAUAGUCAGCCAUAGACUCAUAGUAUUAGUAGCUUCUCUAAGUACGAUUUUUUUUUUCAGGUUUAUGAUAGAGAAUAAUAAAGUUUAUUUAUUUAUUGAAGUGUUUUAUUAUUAUGGUGACUUGAAUUGAUGUAGUUAUUAUGAUGGUUAAAAGUAUACUAAUCUCUUUAGAUUUUCUUUACCGAUC
This is a messenger RNA of Benincasa hispida (wax gourd), 1932 nucleotides long. RefSeq names its product CASP-like protein 4C1. The record is from RefSeq and is a predicted model, not a curated record. NCBI's taxonomy places the organism in Eukaryota, Viridiplantae, Streptophyta, Magnoliopsida, Cucurbitales, Cucurbitaceae.